AUGGCCGCUCCACAACAAAUCGAACGUGUGUAUAGUGUGACAAACAUCAAACAAAACAUUCUGAUCAUUUUAGAUGCCGACGACCAUAACUACGAUGCAUGGAGAGAGCUCUUAUUGACUCACUGUCAGAGUUUUGAUGUUGCUGGACAUCUAGACAGAACGACUCUCCCAACCAAUGACGACGACAUGGUGUGGAAGAAACAAGACGGCGUAGUUAAGCUCUGGCUGUACGGCACAGUCACGAAGGAUUUCUUCCGCAGCAUCUUCAAAACAGGAGGCUCGUCAAGGGAGGUCUGGUUGCGAAUCGAGAAUUUCUUCCGCAACAACAAGGAAGCGAGAGCUAUCCAGCUAGAUCACGAUCUCCGCAACAGAACCAUUGGCGAUCAAACCAUUCAAGCGUACUGUCAGGAUCUCAAGUUGAUAUCUGACUUACUUACGAACGUGGAUGCUCCAGUGACAGAGAGAACAUUGGUAACAUAUCUGUUGAAUGGCCUUAACGCCAAAUAUGACAACAUAAUCAAUGUCAUCAUUCAUCGCCAGCCUUUCCCAACCUUUGAAGAAGCAAGAUCGAUGUUAUUGCUGGAGGAAGACAGACUCAACAAGGGAAAGAAGAACUUUACAAACAAAGCCUCUUCGUCAGAUGACAAGGUUCUCGCUGUAACAGACGCAACUAAUGACAAACGUCCUGCUCAGACCACUCCUCAGCAGUAUCACAACAAAGGACGCGGGUCCAAAAAGUCACAAAACCGUGGUGGAGGGCGCGGUUACUACAAUAAACAAUGUCCAUAG
Brassica oleracea var. oleracea is the source of this 789-nucleotide messenger RNA. RefSeq lists its product as uncharacterized. The coding region runs from base 1 to 789 and encodes 262 amino acids. Lineage: Eukaryota; Viridiplantae; Streptophyta; Magnoliopsida; Brassicales; Brassicaceae. The transcript has a single exon. The record is from RefSeq and is a predicted model, not a curated record.